This is a messenger RNA of Formica exsecta, 2058 nucleotides long. RefSeq names its product octopamine receptor. Lineage: Eukaryota; Metazoa; Arthropoda; Insecta; Hymenoptera; Formicidae. Gene Ontology annotation, biological process: adenylate cyclase-activating adrenergic receptor signaling pathway. Gene Ontology annotation, molecular function: octopamine receptor activity. The transcript has 3 exons. The record is from RefSeq and is a predicted model, not a curated record. The coding region runs from base 522 to 1721 and encodes 399 amino acids. Gene Ontology annotation, cellular component: membrane.
GGCAACGGGUGGCGGCAUCGUCAGUAGUCGUUGUCGCGGGGAAGCGUGGGAGAGCAUCGGCGGAAGGGAGUAAGGGACCAAGGGAGGCUGCGGACAGCGGACGAGAGAAAGAAAGCGCGACGUCAGCCGCGCGGCGCGGGUGAGACGAAAGGGUGGCGGAGAGACUGAGAAAGGGAGAGAAAGAGAGAGAGAGAGAGAGCGAGAUAUAUAGAGCACGCGCGUCUCUUCUCGACGUCGACGCAACUGGGUGGCGCAGAAUAGCUGCUCAGUGCUCGUCGAACGGCGCCGCGCUGCGACGGGAUCAUGCCGCCGCGCCCUGCGCCACCGAUCGACCGAUCUCAGGCGGUGUAAUCCGUGGGAGCCGAUGAUCGACUUGACCCGUGAUCCUUGCUGAAAUCAGCCGAUCGAUCGCCGUAAGCGAGGCAGGGGAUCAAAAUGUGACGUCCGAUGUAUCUCUGACGGUUUCGCAUGAACGACCGGACGCGUAUAGCGCUGGACUCGAUAAGGGUAUCCUGGACGACAUGAAUUCAAGCGGAGAAUCUGGCGGAACGAUGUCCGACGAUUACGAGGUGGGCUGCAGCGUCCCGGAAGAGGAGACAGGCUCGAAUCUACCGACGUGGGAGGCCGUGGUGGCCACGCUGACCUUGAGCUUCCUCGUAGUGGCGACAGUGUUCGGCAACGUGUUGGUGAUCCUGAGCGUGUUCACGUACAGGCCUCUACGGAUCGUCCAGAAUUUCUUUAUCGUCUCGCUGGCAGUGGCCGAUCUCGCGGUGGCGAUACUCGUGAUGCCGUUUAACGUAACCUACCUGCUGCUGGGCAAGUGGAUCUUCGGCAUUCAUCUGUGUAAACUGUGGCUGACGUGCGACGUGCUCUGUUGCACCGCCAGCAUCCUCAAUCUCUGCGCGAUCGCGAUGGACCGUUACUGGGCGAUCACCGAUCCAAUCAAUUAUGCUCAGAAGCGCACCCUCAAGCGAGUUCUUGGGACGAUCGCCGGCGUAUGGAUCCUCUCGGGUGCUAUCAGUUCGCCGCCGUUAGCCGGUUGGAACGACUGGCCGGAGGAAUUGGAACCGGGUACGCCCUGCCAACUCACCAGACGCCAGGGCUACGUCGUAUACUCCUCCCUGGGCUCAUUCUUUAUACCGUUGCUGCUGAUGAGCCUUGUCUACCUGGAGAUCUUCCUGGCAACGCGCAGGAGACUACGGGAACGGGCCCGGCAGAGCAGGCUGGGCCCGGUGCAGUCCACCAGACACCGCGAGACCGACGACGCCGAGGAAUCGGUUAGCUCGGAGACGAAUCACAACGAGCGUUCGACGCCCCGUCUGCAGGCGAAGCCGUCGCUGAUCGACGACGAACCUACCGAGGUAACGAUAGGCGGCAGCGGAACAACCGCGUCAACCAGACGUGGUGCCGGCGUCGGCACCGUUGCCACCUCGGCAACCGUCUACCAGUUUAUCGAGGAACGACAGCGGAUCUCGUUGUCCAAGGAGAGGCGCGCGGCGAGGACCCUGGGCGUCAUCAUGGGUGUAUUCGUUGUCUGCUGGCUGCCAUUCUUCCUCAUGUACGUCAUCGUCCCGUUCUGUCCGGCCUGCUGCCCAUCGGACCGGAUGGUGUACUUCAUCACGUGGCUCGGUUAUGUCAAUAGCGCUCUCAAUCCCCUCAUAUAUACGAUCUUCAAUCUCGAUUAUAGAAGAGCGUUCAGGCGACUACUGCGAAUCCGCUGAGGUUCUUAGGAUUUGGUGAUGCGGAGGAUCCUCGCGAUCGGCCGAUCUCUCGAAUCUCUCGUUCCAGUGACGGCAAGCGAAGCGGAAUCUCGCGGCGAUCGGUUAGUAGUAGUCGUUCUGUACCCGCAAGACUUUCGUCCUAACUAAGUCGAGAGUCAUUAAAUAAGUUCUUCGUCCAGGGAGAAGCGUGUCGCUCGCGCGUAGCCGCACGUCGCAAUUAACAGAAAUUUUGAUGCCUCGCUUACCUCGAGAUCGCUUGUUCGCACAGCUCGUUAUGUUACGUGGUAAAAACUUAAACGCAAAGUCAGCACAAAGACGACGAUGUUACGAAGCGAGA